GAAACUAAAGAGAGAGAGAGCAGCUGGUGUUGAGUGUCUGCUCAAACCAGAAUCAAACCGACAACUUUAAACAUCUAUAUACGAUAUGUCAAGUAUCAGGAUGGCGAGUGUGAGCUGUGUGCUGUCUGAGGACCAGUUUCUCUGCUCCAUCUGUCUGGAGGUCUUCACUGAUCCAGUGACCACUCCCUGUGGUCACAGUUUCUGCUGCACCUGCAUCAACAAACACUGGGACAGCUCUGCGCACUGCCACUGCCCUGUCUGUAAAGAGAAGUUCAGCUCCAGACCAAUGUUAAAGACCAACACUUUUAUGUUAGACAUGGUGUCUGAGUUUAAAAGUAAACCAAGAGGUGAAGAGCUGAAUGCAGCAGAGUCAGGAGUCAUGUGUGACAUGUGCCCUGAUCCAAAGCUGCAGGCGCUGAAGUCCUGCCUCAUGUGUCAGACGUCCUACUGCCACCUCCACCUGCAGCCCCACCUCACAGUGCCCCGCCUACAGAAGCACCAGCUCAUCGCCGCGGUGACCGACCUGGAAGAGCGGAUCUGUACUGAGCAUGAUCGGCCUAUGGAGUUCUACUGCAGAGACCACUCUGAGAUUAUUUGUGUUGAGUGCAGUUACACAGAACACAGAGACCACAACAUGGUCCCACUGAAGGAGCAGUGUGAGGAGCAGCACAAACAUCUGCAGCAGCAGAUACAGGAGAGAAGAGAGAAAGUCCACGAAAUCCAGAGGUCCGUGGAGCUAAGUCAGAAGAACGCAGACAGAGAAAUGAAAGAGGGGAGGGAGUUCUUUAAUGACCUGAUGAAGUGUGUUCAACACAGUCUGGAUCAGUUUAAACUGAGCAUCAAAGAGAAGCAUGAGGAAAUAAAGGAAGAGGCAGAAGAGUUAAUAUUAGGUAUAAAGUCUGAAAUCUCUGCACUGGAGCAGAGACGAGCCGAGAUGGAAGUGAUCUUGAGUUCUGACGACCAUUUUCAGUUUGUCCAAACCUUUACUUCAGUCAAACCUGCUCCAGCGCUUCAGGACUGGACAGAGCAGUCUGUGAGGGCUCCAUCGUACAAGGGCAGAGUCGCCAAGGCUGUGUCUGAGCUACAAAACACAAAGCUCAUGCCAAAAAUAAAGGAACUUACAGAUAAUGUUUUUGUACAAGCAAAGAAGCAUCCAGUCAUUGUGACUCUAGAUCCAUCUACAGCUCAUCCAAACUUAUAUCUGUCUCAGGAUUACAAACAGGUGAAAUACUUGCAUCAAAAAAACAAUCUUCCUGACACCCCUGAGAGAUUUUCAACUUUGUUGUAUGUUUUAGGAAAACAAAAGUUUUCUUCUGGCAGGUUUUAUUUUGAAGUUCAAGUGACAGGAAAGACAUCUUGGUUUUUAGGAGUGACAGAGGAGUCAGUGAACAGAAAGGUAGACUCUGGGGACAUGACACUGAAAAAUGGAUAUGGGUACAUAUGUGGGAGGAAUCACAGUGUACCUCUGUGGUCUGCUGUGGAGAAGGUCGGGGUGUUUGUGGACUAUGGCCACGGUUUGAUCUGUUUUUUUGAUGCCGAAACUUCAGCUCUCAUCCACUGCAUCACUGACUGUCACUUCACUGAGAACGUCCUUCCGCUCUUCAGUCCUGGACAAAAUUACUUAGGCAACAACUCUGCUCCUCUGAUACUCACUCCUGUCCGUGUUUAGUGUCGUUUCAUAAAGACUAUUUCAAUGGCAUCUUGAAUAUUAUGCAUUAUUUACUUCUGUGCCAUAUUUAAAAAGAUUAUACAUUUGAUCAGAAAAAAAACAAAACAAAAAAAACAUUAUCUUUGACGAUAGCUUUAAUGUAUAAAUAGUGCACUCCUGAUGUUCUAUUGAAACAUACUGUAUAUUCCCAAAAGUAAAGGUGUAAUAUAGGUUUUGCUUUAGUCAAUGCGGUGGUUAAUGUGUAUGGGUAUUUAAAAUGCAAAAAUCAAACUAAACAGCCAAAUUCAAUGGCCUCCUUCCAGGCAUUUACAGCAUGAGGGUGCAGAAUACAGUGAAAUGCUGCAUUUGUCAGAAGGAAUAUGUUGUUUUGGGUCAUUGUAAAUAUGAAAAUAUGUGAUAUUGUAGAAAACAAAUCUUAAUUAAAAAAACAUCAACUUCCAAACACUGUGGGCAAAGUGUGGUCUCCAUGUGACAGCUAUGAGAAAUGCACUCCAGUAGGACUCGAUCCAAACCCAGAGCCUGAACCAGCGGAGAGCGGCUCUGAUUCAGGCCGAGCUCAGAUAAGUUUAAGAGGGGAGUGGUGUUAAGUGCCUCGGGAUGAGCAGCGCUUCUCCCCAAGAAGAACCAAGUGCACGGUGGGUUGAUGUGCCGCGAGUGGUCUCCAAAGUUAUGCAUGCGGCUGUUCUAUGCUUCAAUCUAUAGCGAAUGAAGAUACUGGAUGUGUUUUAAAGUUCAAAAAGCAAAGCCUCAACAAUAGUUAAGUAGCAAAUAUGCUUAUGAUUGCCAAACUACAGCAAUGAAACUGCAUUUUUGAGCUGCAGGUGCAGUUUGGCACCAAAUAUACAAACUAAUUUCGCCGUGAGGGCCAAUGUCUCCUGGAAUCAAUUUGUUGAUCAAAACCAAGUCUAAUGAAAAAAUUAAAAGCAACCAACAA
Molecule: messenger RNA, 2603 nt
Organism: Periophthalmus magnuspinnatus
Lineage: Eukaryota; Metazoa; Chordata; Actinopteri; Gobiiformes; Gobiidae
Product: E3 ubiquitin-protein ligase TRIM39-like
Exons: 2
Coding region: 86-1669 (527 amino acids)
Biological process (GO): protein ubiquitination
Molecular function (GO): protein binding; ubiquitin-protein transferase activity; zinc ion binding
Source: RefSeq, a predicted model, not a curated record